UACCGUGUCACGAUUUCACUACUCGAUCAAAGUAGUUGACGUAGGAUAUUUAUGGGAGAAAAUAAACCUUUAACAAUUGAUUAUGUACAAAGGUUAUUGUUAAUCCGUAGGUUUAUUCAGUUUUGUGUGGGUGUUUGGUUUGGAUAUUCAACUCUUCCAAAUACAGGUUGACAUAUUUAAGAUGGACUGGAUUAUUUGACACUACAAAAAAAAAAACGGAAACAGAAUGUGGUUGCUUACGGUAGGCGCGGCGACACUUAUCGUAUGUCUGUCUGUGGCCCCUGCCCUCCCUACUAUGGAAUUUGACCCCCAGGAUCCCGGUCACUUUCUCAACUUGUUCCUGAUAGAAGUGGCGGACAGUCAGACGGCCGAACGAGUGGCGAGGGACAACGGUUUUCAGUUGGACAGCCAGAUCUCGGAACUUGGCCUGUACGUGCUAAGGCACCCGGAAGUGGAGGGCCGGUCCAAGCGGAGCGCGGAGAGCCACGUGGAUAUGCUCAAACAGGACCAACGGGUGCGAUUUGUCGAGCAGCAGAAAACCCUUAAACGUGUGCGACGGACGCACAAGAUACUCCAUGAUAAGCAGCUGGAAUUCCCCAUCCGGGAAGUGAAAGACAACCAUCUCUUCUAUCGAGAACCCGACCAGUUUGACACCCGGGAUGGUCUGCUGUAUAACGACGAGUUCUUUGACGACCAAUGGUAUCUGUCCAACCACCAUCAGACAGGCGGUAAGCGGGACAUCGACCUAGACGUACUACCAGUCUGGCAGCAGGGGUUCCACGGAGAGGGCGUGGUCGUCACCACCCUGGAUGACGGCGUGGAUCACGAGCACCCGGACCUCCGCAAUAACUACGACCCGGAAGCCAGCGCUGAUUUCAAUGACAAAUCUGACAGAGGAAAUGAUCCUACUCCGGACAAAACCAACCCUGCUAACAGUCACGGGACACGGUGUGCGGGAGAGAUUGCAGCGGCAGCCGGCAAUGGAGUGUGCGGUGUUGGCGUAGCUUACGGAGCUUCUAUUGGAGGUAUUCGUCUGUUGGACGGAGCGAUCACGGACCAGCUGGAGGCUAAAGCCCUAAUCUACCACAACCAGCACAUACACAUUUACAGCGCAUCCUGGGGGCCGCACGAUGACGGCUCCACGAUGGAGGCGCCCGGAAAGGCGUGUGUGGAUGCUCUUAGGCAGGGCGUACAAAAGGGUCGGGGCGGGCUUGGAAGUCUGUUCAUCUGGGCGACCGGAAAUGGCGGUGGGUCAGGUGACAUGUGCGGGGCGGACGGCUACGUGUCGAGCAUCGAGAGCAUCUCCGUGCAGUCACUGUCGGACCAGGGCACACGGCCUUUCUUUGGAGAGAGCUGCUCGUCCACCAUGAUCUCCGUCCCUUCCGGGGGAGAGCACACCAAGACGGAGGAAAUGAAAGCCACUUACAAGAUCAAAGUGGUGACGACGGAUAUAGAUGGCGGAUGUGUGGAGAACUUUGAGGGCACAUCGAGCGCCGCGCCACUGGCUUCCGGUGUGUACGCCCUUGUUCUUCAGGCCAACCCGCGCCUCACAUGGCGGGACGUGCAGCACAUCACGGUGAAGGCGGCCCGCGUCACCACAGACGACGACGAAUGGUGGAUUAACGGUGCCAACCAUCACUUGAAUCCACAAUUUGGCUUCGGUAUGAUGGACGCGACACGCAUGGUUGACCUCGCACAGAACUGGGUCAACAUGCCGGAGCAGCAUACGUGUGUAACGGAUAAAAAAGAUGUCAGCAUCGAAAUUUCAGCAGGUGACUGUGGCACGGUCGAGUUCCAGUUUGACGGUUGUCGUGGUGACAGCGAGCGCAGCAUCACCAACUUGGAGCACGUGCAACUCACCGUGCUUGUUGAUGUCGUCAGGCGUGGUGAUGUACAAAUCUACAUCACGUCUCCUGCAGGAACUAGGUCUGCUCUUCUCACCCGCCGUCCAAACGAUGGCAGCGACGAGUCGAUCGAUUUCACGUUCAUGACUGUUCACAGCUGGAUGGAAGACCCUGACGGCAAUUGGAGCGUCGAGGUCUGCUACAAACCCGAUGAUGAUAAGGAAAAAGAACCAAGGAAUAUCAAGUUUAAGAGAUGGCAGAUGACAGCCUAUGGUUACCAUGACAACGACAAACGUAAGUCUGUCUCCCAAAAAGCCAGGAAGCCUAGUAAAGAAGAACUGCAGAAAAUUAUGAAUCGAGAAUUCAGGGAAUCCAGGUCUGUCAGCUUGAGAAGUGUCGAUCAAGGUCAAGGUCGCGAUAGCAAGGUCGAAGGUCAAGUUCAUUCAAAAAUCGAUGAGGAGAAAAUAAAACGAGUUUUCAAUGGUGAUAGUGAUUCAAUACUCAGUGUAAUUACAGAGUUUCUACAGGGUAAAUAUAUUGAAGAGAAACAAAAACUGAAUAACUUUGAUAACAGGGCUAUUGAUCUUAAGGGUAAUGAUAAUGACUACCGUGAUAUGAAUGGACGUAUGGAGGAUAAUAUAAAAAGAGAAAUAUUAGAAGUUUUAUUGAAGAAUAAGCUGGGUGAUAUGACCAAUAGGGAAUUAGAAGAGGAGGCUACAGAGAUUGAAAAAGAAGCUAAAAUGGUUGACCUAAUUGAGGAAAUAGAGAAAUAUUUAAAAAAGAAAUAAGUUACCAAUGUGUUUAUUUAAGAUAAAUACAAUGGCCAGGUCUCAAACAGAAUCUCAGUCAUGGUUUGAUGAAAAUAUGUAUAAACCAUGCUCAAAUAAUCAUUUGUGCUUCCCACUUAUGUCAAGCAUCUACAAUCUUCUUAAUAAUUCCCUGCUUAAAUACUUUAAGUUCAAUUCAUUUUACUUCAAUUCAUUUCAAUUUGAUGACAACUUUAUUGCCUUGAUUAUAGGAGAAGAGAAUUUAUUGACAUAAAGAUAUCUCAAAUUUGAUAGCCCCCCCCCCCCCCCCCCCGACAACACCAAUAGAUAAAUAUUUUUUGAUAAAAAAAAACUGUUUUUGUAUAUUUAAAAGGUGAUGGGUUUUUGUAUUCUGUAUAGUUUAUUUGUUUUGUUCACCAGCUUAACGUUAUUAAUUCUCACGAUAACUGAUAUUAUGACUUGCUUUUAUACUUUUAUACAUUUUGAGCAUUUUUUCUUACCGUAUGUUUCAAACUGCAUGGCUAUACUUAAAGGAACUUGCUCACGUUUUAUAAGGUUCAACAUCGAAAUAUUUAUGGUGUGUGAAAAGUGAACACAAUUUUUGUUUAAAUGAUAUAAGAACAUCAAAAAUUCAAAAUAGAACUAGUGUUAAUUAUUUCCUUAAAAGUUGACAGAAAUAUGUUUUACUUCUUUGUGAAAAUCACUUAAUUUUGAGAUCCAUUUAUAUGUGCAUUGUUAGCAUAACUUACUGUAACUACUUUAUGCUGGUUUUGACAUCCUUUUAUAUGUGUAUUGUUAGCAGAACUUACUGUAGCUGCCUUAUGCUGGUUUUGAAUUCCACUGAUGUGUGUAUUGUUAGUAUAACUCACUGAAACUAUCUUAUGCUGGUUUUGAAAUCCAUCUUUAUGUGUGCAUUGUUAGCAUAACUAACUGUAAUUGCCUGAUUCUGGUUUUGAAAUCCAUCUUUAUGUGUGCAUUGUUAGCAUAACUAACUGUAAUUGCCUGAUUCUGGUUUUGAAAUCCAUCUUUAUGUGUGCAUUGUUAGCAUAACUAACUGUAAUUGCCUGAUUCUGGUUUUGAAAUCCAUUUAUGUGUUUUGUUAGGAUAACUUACCAUAACUGCCUGAUGCUGGUUUUGAAAUCCAUUUAUGUGCUUACUCUUAGGCCUAAAAAUAAUUGCCAGUUUACGGUUGUUGGCUAAAUAUACCUAAACAUAGUUGGUAUACUUUUUGAUAUCCAUUUAUUUGUUUACUGUUUGCUAAUUGUACCUUUACAUGAAUGGUUUACUUUUUGGAAUCCAUUUAUUUGUUUACUGUUUGCAAAAUGUACCAUAACAUUAAUGGUAUACUUUUGAAGUGUAUUUUUUGGUUUACUGUUGGCAAAAUGUACCUUAACAUCUUUGGUAUGAUUUUUGUAAUUCAUUAACUUGUUUACUGUUGGCUAACUGUACUGUUACAUUUUCUAUGUCAUUUGUUUUCCUUUUGACAUCCAUUAUAUAUUUCCUGUUGGAAGAAAUACAUUAACAAUCUUAUUUCAUUGGUAUAUUCUUUCAAAUGUAUUAUGUUUAUUGUAAGUAUAAAAACACAGACGCUGCCUUGUCAUCAGAAUACUUUUCUUUUUUACCUGUUAACUGUAAGCAUAAUUACUGUUAGCAUAAUUCACCUUAACAAUUUAUUCCACUGCCGCCAAUUGCAUAACAUCAGUUAAGUUUUUGAUGUGCUCAUAGUUAUCCAAAAUGUUUAUUGAUUGGUCAAUAUUUAUCCAAUGAUAACUACUAACCAAUGAAAUUGUUUUAUUGAGUCAACCAGCAAAGCUAUAACCUGUGGACAUAUAUCAAAGUUUUAUACAAUUGGCUGCUGUCGGCUUAAGUAGUUUAAGUCUUCCAUUGUUAGCUUGUCUGUUUUCCAAAGAAAAGUCUAGGUAUUGUCAUGGCAUUGGUAUCAUCGUCUGAUUGCUGAAAUGUAAGCCUAAGUCAUAACUAAAGAUGCAUUCGAGAUAUUCGAAUGAAACAUGGUACAUGUACAUAUGUUUCCAGGGAAAGUACAUGCAUGCACAGCAAGCUCAAAACUCUAGCUUCGAUAAGUGGUGAUUUAUUCCCCUUUUUUCAAAUGAAACACAACAGUCAAGCGUUGGUAGUUGCUCUGCGGCACUAUUGCUAUUCCUAUUGAACAAUAUUGUUAACAUGUAUUUUGUUCGUUGAGCCAUUGUCUAUUUAGAAAUAGCAGAAUUCUUUUUCGAAAUACUGUUUUAUACAUUUGUUAUUCUUUUGUUAUGUUUCUAAGUCUAUUGCAAUUUCUAUUAAACUUUUUAUUCUUCA
Mya arenaria is the source of this 4927-nucleotide messenger RNA. Its product is annotated as PC3-like endoprotease variant B. Gene Ontology annotation, cellular component: trans-Golgi network; Golgi membrane. Gene Ontology annotation, biological process: protein processing. Gene Ontology annotation, molecular function: serine-type endopeptidase activity. Lineage: Eukaryota; Metazoa; Mollusca; Bivalvia; Myida; Myidae. The transcript has 14 exons. The record is from RefSeq and is a predicted model, not a curated record. Bases 227 to 2632 code for a protein of 801 amino acids.